CGCCCUCAGAAACACCGGAAGCAGUCGUGGGUUUUGGUGACGCUGCAUUAGACUCAAUAGACUGCAAGACAUGGACCGGUCUCGACUGUACGGAUGGUUCCUCUUGAGCCUGACUCUAGCUGGAGCUCAGGCGGUCACACCGGCGCACCACCUCUCCCUGGCUGAUGUGGCCCGGCUACAGAACCUCCUGAGCCAACCGUUCACAGACCUGGAGUCCGCGUACCACUCAGUCAUUGGCCUCACCAAGCUCGGAGCGGCUGUUCCCGACCACGAUCAAGUAUGUCAGUUCAUCAAAUCCCAGCUCGACCCCACAAGUGUCGACUCCAUCUUCUUUGCUGCUGAAACCAGUCAAGCCAUAUCUGGAUGUGAGAUCCCUGUGUCCAACGAAACCCGUGACAUUCUCCUGGCAGCAGUGAGUGAAGACUCCUCCAUGACUCAGAUUCACCGAGCUGUGAGCGCACUCAGCUCUCUGGGACUUCCUGUGGUAUCUAAGGAGGUCAUUGGUGCCCUGACAGCUCGCAUCAACAAGGAGGACAAUGUUAUGGCUAUCACCUCAGCUCUGCAAACAGCUGCUCGCCUCCCUCAGCAGGCAGAAUUUGGAGGAAUACUGGAGGAAAUUGAGGAUCUGACAGCUCGUUUGGAUGACCUUGGUGGUGUCUACCUCCAGUUUGAAGAGGGACUUGAGGCAACUGCCACUUUUGUCACUGCUGCCUAUUCUCUGUCAGAUCAUGUGGACAUGGAGCCCCCUCUCAAGGAGGACCAGGUCAUCCAGCUGGUGAAUUCCAUCUUCAGCAAGAAAUCCUGGGACUCUUUGUCUGAGGCCUUCAGUGUAGCAAGUGCUGCUGCUGCUCUUUCCAGCAACCGCUUCCAUGUGCCAGUCAUUGUCAGUGCUCAGGGCCCAGCCACAGUGUCCCACAGCCAGCCGACUCUGCAGCUCCUGGUCACUGAUGUCAUGUCUCAGCCUCUGACUUCAGCCAACGUGCUGGUGCAAUCUGCGUACGCUAUGGCCUCCAAGAGCAUCAUCCUCAGCCAAGCACCCUUCACACUUAAUGAUGGCGUCUUUGAACUGAACUUCAUGUCCACUCAGCCCGCCAGUGGUUAUUACCAGUUUACCAUUGCAGUUGCUGGGGAUAGCCGACUGGUUGCUAAUCACGUUGAGCUUAAAGUAAAGGUGUCCACUGAGGUGGCAAUCAGCAACAUGGACCUCUCUGUGGUGGAUAAGGACCAGAGCAUUGGCACAAAGACCACCAGAGUGGACUUUCCUUCCAAAGCCAAGAUCCCCUUUACUGCAGACAGCCACCAGAACUUUGCCAUGUCCUUCCAGUUGGUUGACGUCAACACUGGAGUGGAGCUAACUCCUCACCAGACUUUUGUGCGGCUGCACAACCAGAAAACUGGCCAAGAGGUCGUGUUUGUGGCUGAGCCCGACAGCAAGAAUCUGUACAAGUUUGAGUUGGACACAAUGGAGCGUAAAUCUGAGUUUGACUCCAUCUCUGGUACCUACUCCCUGUACCUCAUUGUUGGUGAUGCUACCUUGGAGAAUCCCAUCUUAUGGCACAUGGCUGAUGUCAUUCUCAAGUUUUUGGAUGAAGAGGCUCCUGCUACCAUUCAGCCCAAGACUCUUUAUGUACCUAAACCAGAAAUCCAGCACUUGUUCAGAGAACCAGAGAAGAAACCUCCCACUGUUGUCUCCAACACCUUCACUGCACUCAUCCUGUCUCCCUUCCUGCUUCUGCUCAUCCUGUGGUUUAAGCUCGGAGCAAACAUCUCCAACUUCAGCUUCACUCCCAGCACCAUUCUCUUCCAUGUAGGACACGCAGCCUUGCUCGGCCUGAUGUACGUUUACUGGACCCACCUGAACAUGUUCCAGACCCUGAAGUACCUGGCGAUUAUUGGCAGCAUAACUUUCCUAGCCGGGAACCGCAUGCUGGCACAGAAAGCUGUAAAGAGGAUUGCAGCAGAGCAAAGUAGUAGGUUGGCAAAGUAUAGGAGCCUACGAUAAAGCCCCCCCAUUUGUAACAAACGAGUUGAUGGUGUUCCAGGCUGAAAAAUGAGAAAAAAUAAAAGCAAGGCACAAAUGAAUUAAAAGAAGACACUGUCGAAGUUCGUUUUUUGUUUCCAAGGAGUCGGUCAUCAAAAUCAGACUUUGUCCAUGAUAUGGCAGUUCAAGAGUCCAGUCACCACUUUAAACAUGCAGUUUGUCUCUGUGUUGCCAGAUGGAAGAAAUUGAGACAUCACAGCAUCUCUGAGGGGGGGGGGGGGGAACACUCACUGACAGAUUCUCCCAGAGAGCUGUGAAGCUACUGAUUAUUGCACUUCAUCUUCCUGUGAGAUUUAUUCCGAUUGUCCAACAUAACAUAAGUGAGCCGGGAUUUUGAUUUGUGGUAUUUUUUUAUUUUCUCAUCGAGUUGGGAUUCGUCUUUGUCUUUUUUUUGUACAUUCCUCUUUGUUUUGACUCUGUGCCCAUUUUAUAUUCUAUUUUUCAGCUGAUAAAACACUGGCAGCAGCAGCACUGACACUUGGAUCGUUACUAACUUUGCCAGCAUGUUCACCUGUUAGGUGGCUCAAACAUGCAGGAGGAGCUCCAGUGUCCUAUUUGAUACAUUUGAGUUUUGGCCCCCGACCCCAGACAAAUUGUUAAUAAUUAAAUAUGGGCAAUUUGAGGAUGUGAUGUUUUUUGUAAUGACCAGGAAUAAAUAAAGAAAUUGUGGGUGAA
Molecule: messenger RNA, 2716 nt
Organism: Solea solea (common sole)
Lineage: Eukaryota; Metazoa; Chordata; Actinopteri; Pleuronectiformes; Soleidae
Gene: rpn2
Product: ribophorin II
Exons: 18
Coding region: 71-2002 (643 amino acids)
Biological process (GO): protein N-linked glycosylation
Cellular component (GO): membrane; oligosaccharyltransferase complex
Source: RefSeq, a predicted model, not a curated record